AUGGGUGUAAUACGCAAGAAGACCGCCUCGCGCGGCACCGAGGCUGGCACUAAGUUCCACUGUGACGUGUGCUCUGUUGAUGUGACUUCGACUGUCCGCAUCUCCUGCGCCCACCCUAGCUGCCAUGAAUACGACCUCUGCGUCCCCUGCUUUGCCGCCGGGGAGAAAUCAAAAAACCACGAUCCAUCAUCUCACCCCUUUCAAGUCAUCGAACAAAACUCAGUCCCUAUCUUCCAGGGAGAAUGGGGAGCUGAUGAAGAGCUGCUCUUGCUCGAGGGCGCCGAGAUCUACGGACUGGGCUCCUGGGCCGAUAUCGCCGACCAUAUUGGUGGCUAUCGCAGCAAGGAUGAGGUUCGCGACCAUUACAUUGAUACCUACAUAGACAGCUCAAAUUUCCCACUUCCCGACCGUGCCGACCCCGACGAUCACAGUCUCCAACAAGCUAUACCCAAAGAUGAAUUCCAGUCACAUAAGAAACGGCGCAUUGAGGAACGCAAGGAAGCGGCAAAGGCAGCGCCGCCUACAACACCGAAGCAAAAGCCAACCGCCAGUGUACCGGCAUGCCACGAAGUGCAGGGUUACAUGCCUGGUCGAUUGGAGUUUGAAACGGAGUUCCUUAACGAUGCGGAGGAGGCGGUUCAGCAUAUGGCGUUUGAGCCCGGGGCGGGUAUUAGUGCCAAUGGAGAGGUAGACGCCGAAACCGAGCUGAAGAUGACGGUCGUCGAUAUUUACAAUUCGCGACUCACAGCGCGUACAGAGCGUAAGAAAGUGCUCUUUGAGCAUAAUCUCCUGGAGUACCGGAAGAACACCGCAUUAGAGAAGAAGCGCUCGAAGGAAGAGCGAGAUCUCCUUAACAAAGCGAAGCCUCUAGCUCGGAUGAUGAACGAGAAGGACUUCGAGGAGCUUAACAAAGGACUAGAGUAUGAACACAAUCUGCGGCUAGCAAUUGGGCAGCUUCAAGAGUGGCGGCAGAUGGGCAUCGGAGAUCUGAAGACAGGCGAGAAGUACGAGCAGGAUAAGCAGCAACGUGCUCAGCGAAUGAUACCUCAGGGCUCCUUCGAUCGCUUUGCUAGUGCACGCCCGAAGCAAAACCAGAUCUCGGAGACGCCAUCUGCGGCUCUUCAGCUCAUAACCCCCGAACUUCCACUUCGUCUUCAAACUGCUGCAAGCCCACACAAGCAGCCAGACUCUGACAAUGAGCCCAUGAAUGACUUUGAUCGUCUCUUCGCGAUCAAUGGCGAUGCCGCACCACCAACCCCCGCGAAGACGAAAUACAUCAUACAACCACUCAGUGGAGUCUCACCCUGGAAGCUGGAUAGCGAAGGGGCGGCAGAUCUCCAUCUCCUCACAACGGAAGAAACUGAAAUCUGUAACGUGCUGCGCCUGAUGCCAAAGCCAUACUUGGUCAUCAAAGAGACUCUAUUGAAGGAGGCUAUGAAGCAAGGUGGAAAUCUGAAAAAGAAGGAUGCUCGGACGAUUUGCAAGAUCGAGGGCACCAAAACCAGCCGAAUCUACGAUUUCAUGGUACAUAGCGGAUGGAUCAACAAGAGCUAG
Penicillium malachiteum is the source of this 1554-nucleotide messenger RNA. RefSeq names its product chromatin-binding transcription regulator ADA2 (gene adaB). The record is from RefSeq and is a predicted model, not a curated record. Gene Ontology annotation, cellular component: SAGA-type complex; nucleus. The transcript has 3 exons. Gene Ontology annotation, molecular function: protein binding; zinc ion binding; chromatin binding. Gene Ontology annotation, biological process: regulation of transcription by RNA polymerase II; chromatin remodeling. Bases 1 to 1554 code for a protein of 517 amino acids. Lineage: Eukaryota; Fungi; Ascomycota; Eurotiomycetes; Eurotiales; Aspergillaceae.